Messenger RNA from Zeugodacus cucurbitae (melon fly), 1259 nucleotides. RefSeq lists its product as uncharacterized. The transcript is spliced from 2 exons. NCBI's taxonomy places the organism in Eukaryota, Metazoa, Arthropoda, Insecta, Diptera, Tephritidae. The coding region runs from base 142 to 1146 and encodes 334 amino acids. The record is from RefSeq and is a predicted model, not a curated record. Gene Ontology annotation, molecular function: protein binding.
UAACUUUGUAAUAGACAGAGAAACUUUCAAAUCCGAAAGUCAAAAAUCGUAAUAGAAAACUGUUACUUUUAUUAUUUAUGUUAAGAUUUACACAAACAUUUUUUAUUGCAAUUUCUACUUGGUAAAGUAAAGCUUUACGGUAUGCGUGAGAUCUUCGCGAGUGCAGAUGAAAAAUUCGUUAAGGAGGAACACAGUGUACAAAACCUCAAUCAACCUCUGAGGAUCUACAAAUUUAGGCAGGUUCACUUUUUGCGUAUCGAGAAGGGUUUCGAUAAGAACGCGCUGCCAAUAGUCUUCAAAGUUUCGCCCGACAGUCUGCUGAAUCUGUGCAUAAAGAUUGUGGAUGCAUUGCCCUUGCCGUUUGUUUACAAAUGGACGACGCUGGAUGUCUGCAAGUGGAUACGCAAUUAUGGUUACCCACAGUAUAUGAACACAUUUCAUGUCAAUCUUAUAACUGGUCAGAAACUAUUGCUAGUCGAUGCAAAAGCGCUGAGCGCUAUGAAUAUUAAAAAUUUCGCAGAUAUUAAACAUAUCGCUUACGGUAUACGAACGCUCUUCUUUUACGAAAUGACAAAGUAUAUACACAGCAUUUCGCUGCCACCCGAGUACUAUUAUGAAUUGUAUAAAUUGUUCGAGACGAAAAGUGGACGAAAAUAUCAGGAUGUACGCCGUUCGGAUCUCUGGCGUCGCAUGCAAUUGCUACGCGAGAAAAGUCCAAAUUAUUCACACUGGGACCUGCUCGAACGUUGGCUGGCGCGUCAACGCGAAAAUACCGAAUUAUUUGGUGGCGUCAGACGUUAUCGUCUCUACAAGUGCAAGCCGGAACCGCCACCGCAACAGUUACACGUUCUGCCGCCGAAUCCGUGUUAUUGUAUGCCGCCAUGUUCGUGCUUCUGGACCGAACGACAUUUGAAAGCGCCGGCGGUAUUCUCAUUACUCGCGCCGGCUCGAAAGCCAGAUCAAACAGUUGUAAAAGAACGUUGCUCAGACUGUCCACCGCCGUGCGCAUGCCAGUGGCCUUCCCAUUUCUAUAAAUUUGACAUAUUACUGUCAUGUCUAAAGCAAAACAUGCCAAGCAAAUACGGUGAAAGAGAGGCGCGUCGAAGACAUACGAAAACUCUAUUCGUUCCAUCGUUUAUAGAUUAAUCCAGGAAGGUCUACCACGCACCCUUACACAAUAUAUUUAUGUGCUUACAUAUAUAUAGUAAGAUUUUAUCAGUGCUAUGAUAUGUAAAAAAAUACAAUAACCGUAAAUCAAA